Leptonychotes weddellii (Weddell seal) is the source of this 2742-nucleotide messenger RNA. NCBI's taxonomy places the organism in Eukaryota, Metazoa, Chordata, Mammalia, Carnivora, Phocidae. The record is from RefSeq and is a predicted model, not a curated record.
GUCACACGCCCGCCGGGGUCUCUUCCGCUGCCUCUUCUGUGCCGCGUUCAGCGCGUCGGGAUGGUAGAGGUCGUCCGUGGGCCGGCUGUGGAAAAGAAUUUCAGCUGUUGGGAGUGACCCAGAGUCCGCCCCGCGUCCUCGCUUUUUCGGGGACCUGACUGGCAAAUUUCAUCACUCUCCCAGGAUGGCAGCCAUUGAUCUGACCCACGAUCUUUCUAGAGAUCCUUUUUGUCUUCCUGAGGAAAACACAGAGGCAGAAAGGAUGGUGGCUGUCUGGCUGAAAAAUUAUCAACAGAUUGCAGUGACCUUCCAGGAUGUGGCAGUGGACUUCACCCAGGAGGAGUGGCUAUUACUGGACCUCACUCAGAGAAACCUAUACAGAAACGUGAUGCUGGAGAACUAUCAGAACCUGGUCGCAGUAGAAUAUCAACUGUCGAAACCUAAGCUGAUCGCUUGGUUGGAACAACAAGAGCUGAGGACAGUGGAGAAGGGAGUUUUCCAAGAAUGGGAAACACAACCUCAAACAAAAGGGUCAGCAUCUCACCAGGAUUUUUUUGGAGGAAAAACAGCCAUUGAAAUACAAAAAGAAAGGACCUACCAUGGAGCAGAACUCUCUGACUGUGAGCAAGGUGGAAGAGUCUUGAGUAAAUAUUUAAACCUUAAGACCCACAUGAGAACUCAAAAUAGAGGGAACAGUUUUGAGUGUAAUCAGUAUCACAAUGGCCUCCUUAAUCUGCAAAAGAAAAACUCUACUAGAGAGAAACUUUCUGAUUUUAAUCAGUGUGGUAAAGUCUUCACCCGGACUCCACAUGCAGUGUAUGAGAGAACCAACGUAGCAGAGAAGACUUUUGAAUGCAGUGACUGUGGGAAAACGUUCAUUAGUCGUUCACACUUUCAGGCACAUAGGAGAACUCACAAUGGAAGAGAUUUCAAUGAAUGGAAGCAAUUUAUAAAAGCUUCAGUUUUCUCAGCAGGUCAAAAUGAGCAUGUGCAGACACACGCUGCUCAAGAACCCCAUGAAUGUAAACAAUGUGGGAAGUCUUAUGCAGAUUCCAAGUGCCUCAAUAAUCAUAUCAUUCGACUUCACACUGGAAGAAAACCCUUUGAAUGUAGUGAAUGUAGGAAAGCCUUCACUACAUCUUCACGCCUUUAUGUGCAUUUGAGGAUUCACACUGGAGAGAAACCCUAUCGAUGUAAAGAAUGUGGGAAACACUUCCAGUGGCCCUCACUCCUUCGUAAACAUGUGCGUACUCACAGUGGUGAGAAGCCCUAUAAAUGUAAGGAAUGUGGAAAAGCCGUCAGUCGUUCUUCAGUUCUUAAUGAACAUUUGAGAAUUCACACUGGAGAGAAGCCCUAUAAAUGUAAGGAAUGUGGGAAACACUUUGCUUGGCUGUCAGUCCUUCGUAAACAUGUUCAAACUCACAGUGGCGAGAAGCCCUAUAAAUGUAAGGAAUGUGGGAAGGCCCUCAGUAGUUCCUCAAUUCUUAAUGAACAUUUGAGAAUUCACACGGGAGAGAAGCCCUAUAAGUGUAAGGAGUGUGGGAAAGCCUUCACUAAUUCCUCACGACUUAGUGUACAUUUGAGAAUUCACACCGGAGAAAAACCCUAUCAAUGUAAGGAAUGUGGGAAAGCUUUCGUUUGGCCCUCAGUCCUUAAAAAACAUCUACGAACUCACAGUGGAGGGAAGCCCUUUGAAUGUGGUGAAUGUGAGAAAGCCUUCAGUAAUUCCUCAUAUCUAAAUGAACGUUUGAGACCUCAUAGUGGAGAGAAACCCUUUCAAUGUGGUGAAUGUGGGGAAGCCUUUAGGACUUUCUUAUAUUUUAAUAGCCAUUUGAGAAAUCACUCUCGAGAGUAGCCCUAUGAACGUUAAGUACUGUGGGAAGGCUUUCACUAGUGCUCUCAUCCUGAUUUGACAUUUAAGCAUUCACACUGGAGAGAAACCCUAUUAAAGUAAGGAGUAUGGGAAAGGCUUCACUUGGUCUUCCAACCUUUAUAAACAUACAAUUCAAAGUAGAGAGCGAUCCUUUGAGUGUACGGAUUGUGGGAAAGCCUUCACUACUUGCACAUUUGAAGUCACACUGGAGAUAAGCCCUAUGAAUGUAAACACCGAGGGAAAGCCUUCACUGUUCCCUUAGGCCAAUCUCAACAUGUAAAAAUUGAUACCAGAGAGCAACCCCUUGAACGUAAGGAACGUGAGAAAGGCUUCACAUCGUAGUCAUGACUUAACGCCUAAAAAUACACAAUACAUUGAAGACUUAUGUACGUAAUAAGUUUGACAAGGACUGUUAUUCCAGUGCAUUUCAAAAACGAAGCCACGUUGGAGGGAAACCGUAUGAGUAUGAGGAAUGUGGAAAGGUCUACAGGUGUCCCAAUACAUGAAAGAACUCACUAGUUAGAUGCCUGUGAAGUUAAACAAUGUGGGAAAGCAGUUAAGAGUCUUCUACAAACGGUGCUGGAGGAACACAGUGAAGUUGUUUAAGAGCCAUUUGGGACUCAGCUUAUAGGCUGGCUUCAUAGAUCUGGUUUGAACGUGUGCCACUCUGCCCUGAACAUUUUUGGGAAUGCUCUGGCUUUCUGCCCAAUAGCAGUGCUAGUCCAGUCUAGUUUCUAUACCUGGUUUGCAGCCUGGCCCCAUGUGGUACUACUACCAUUAGACCUAAUGUUAUACAAACUACCUGGAUCCUCUAGGUAUAUGACCUUGUCUAAUACUGUGAAGACGAACAUGUGAGUCCGUUCACUGCU